This is a messenger RNA of Dentiscutata erythropus, 162 nucleotides long. Lineage: Eukaryota; Fungi; Glomeromycota; Glomeromycetes; Diversisporales; Gigasporaceae. The record is from the annotation of a GenBank genome assembly.
AUGGACAACAGACUGACAUCUGAGACAGCAUAUUUUGUUUUGGCAGGCCGGGCCUAUAUCCGACCCGCUUACUGGGGUUUCGCCGAGCUUGGCCUUAUUUUGGGUCUAGAAAUUAGGGGUCGAUCCGACCCGGCCCAUUCGUACCCUGUAAUAGUAGGUUAA